Molecule: messenger RNA, 2294 nt
Organism: Lingula anatina
Lineage: Eukaryota; Metazoa; Brachiopoda; Lingulata; Lingulida; Lingulidae
Product: peptidyl-prolyl cis-trans isomerase FKBP8
Biological process (GO): protein folding; negative regulation of apoptotic process
Cellular component (GO): endomembrane system; cytosol; mitochondrial envelope
Molecular function (GO): protein folding chaperone; protein binding; peptidyl-prolyl cis-trans isomerase activity
Source: RefSeq, a predicted model, not a curated record
CGAUUUAUGGCAACAGACAAGAAGCGAAACUUCAGGCGAUAGAAAUGGAAGAAAUAAUGCAUCUCAUACAGUAAACAGCAGUAACAAUUUGAAGCCGCAGACAACUGUAAACAAUCAUGUCCACAUUAGAACCACAGACCCAGGAACUUUCCAGCAAUAAAAAGCUCAAGGAAAACAACAGUGAAAAGCAAGAUGCACCUGCUUCUGAUGAAUAUGAAUCAACAAAGAAUAACUCUUCAACUAAUGAUGAAGUGGCAAUAGAAGGAAAUGAAUAUGAAAAGAGUGGGAUUAAUGAGGAAGACCAGAGUUCCAGUAUACCCAUUUCCAAGAAUAUUAGCUCAAAUGAAGAUAAUGAGGAGACUGUUAAUAAGCCUGUUCUUAAUGGUGGUUGUGGGGAUGAGGAAACAUCACAGGUAGCCAAGGAAGAGGAUUUAAUGUAUCCAAAGGAGGUGUCAGUCAAGCAAAAUGGUGCUACAGAAGAUGGUGGUGGUGAUGCCACUAAAACAGAAACAGAAGAAGAGGGUGAAGAAAGAAAAGAAGAACAUGAUGGAUGGAUGGAUAUACUUGGCAAUGGAUUGCUUAAGAAAAAGGUCCUGAAAAAAGGAGAUGGUUUGUCUUCUCGCCCCCAGAGAGGUCAGAGGCCAGUCAUCUCAUUUAGUGCCCACACAGAGGAUGGCACAGUGGUGGACUCAGAGACCCAGCUUAUGAUCACACUGGGAGACUGUGAUGUUGUACAAGCAAUGGAUUUGGCACUUUCUUUAAUGGAAAGGGGAGAGGUGGCAGAAAUAGUCACAGAUGCCAGAUUUGCAUAUGGUUCCAUGGGAAGAGAUCCAGACAUUCCACCAAAUGCACAAUUAACCUAUGAAGUAGAACUGGUUAGAAUAGAAGAACCAUUAGACUUUGAAAAAUUGUCAAUGUCAGAAAGAUUAGAGCAUGGAGAGUUUAAGAAAGACAAAGGGAACUAUUGGUACUCCAGACAAGAUUAUUCAAGUGCAAUCAAUGUUUAUACAAAGGCGCUAAAGAUAUUAGACAACAGUCAUAAUGUUGGGGAAGGAGAGAAUAGUAUGAGACAGAAGAUUCUGGACAUGAGGUUGAAGGUGUAUAAUAACCUGGCUGCUUGCCAACUCAAGGUUGAAGCCUAUGAUGCUGUUCUCAAGUCUUGUAAUGCAGUGCUCAAACAGCAGCCAAACAAUGUCAAGGCUCUGUUUAGAAAAGGCAAGGCAUUUGAAGGCAACCGCCAAUUAGGUAAUGCUAUCACAUCUUUGAGGAGGGCUUUACAGCUAGAACCCGAGUCAAAACUUAUUCACCAAGAGCUGAAAAAAUUAGUCGAGAGGAAGAAAGCAGAUGAUAACAAAGAACAACAAAUGUACCGAAAGAUGUUUGGUCUGAAAGAGGAUAGAAAUGGAAAAAAGAAAGAGUCAUGGGUAUCUAAAAAUCUUUUGAUAACUGGGGGAGCAGUCUUGGCAGCAGCAGUGACAGUUGGUAUAGCAGUGGCAGUUAAAUCACUUAAUAACUAAUAGAUUUUGAAAUGUCUAAUACUUGAUUUUGCUCUGAUCAGAUAUUAGGACAAGUCGACUUAUUCUUAAACCUUCAAGUGCAUGAACUGUCGGUCCUGAUCUAUGAUACAUGUAGAAUAAUAAAAAUUGGAAAUUUGCUGUUUGAAACAUAAAUGCAAUCAGUCUAUUGCUCACUUAAUAAGGAGUAAAGGAUAUUGUAAUUGGUUUACGUAAAAUUACUGACACUGAUAAAGGAUAUUCCUGAUAAGCUUACUUAUUUAAAUAUAAUAUUUGUAUUUGACAUUGAAAGCCAAAUGCUAUUCAAAAUUGGACUACUUGCAUGUGCAUCUACAUUUAUAUGACAAAUUAAAUAAUUCUGUGCUCGAUGAACAGUGUGAAUACAUGUAAAAACCAAUUAGUUACUGAAAAGUAUGGAGACCAAAUGUAACUUAUUCAGAUAUGAUUGUUAACAUAAUUAUGUGGUUUAUGUUUAGGAUCUUUUUAUUGUCCAGUUUUGUGUAAUAGCAUGAGAUUUGUAUAGAUUGUUAAAAAAACAUACUUGUUUCUUUAUAUUAUCUGAAUAUCACUUAUAAUGCAGUUGUUUAGUACAGUUAUUAGUAAGUAGAUGUAUUUACUUUUUUUUUACAUUUGGGUAAAAUCAUAGAAAAAACUGAUUGCAAUUUGAAUUACUUUUCACUAAGCACAAGAACAGAUGAAGCAGAAACAAAAAACUCAAUAUAUUUGUUAUUUGUUGUUCAUGUGAAAAGGAAUUUAAAGAAUUUUAUAAUAAAUUAUUAA